GGCCGGCUCGUUGGGUGCUCGAGGAGAAAAUGCCGAUCGUGACAAGCGGUGAACGGACUGACGAUCAGAACAGGGCUGCGCGGCUUUUUCGGGCUGUUCCGUGCGGGAGAGGGUAGUUGCAACCUUUUUUCUCCACACUCACGAUACCCCAAGGCAUCUAACCUUGUACGAGACAGAUGGUGGGUAAAAGUACCUCCCGUCGCGUGGCAUUGCUAAUGCUGUUGCUUCCUCCUUCGAAGAGUUAUCGCUGAAAAACUAAACUUUGAGCAGACACUCGUUGCGAACUUGAACUAGCCGCUCUCUGAGACGUGGACUUUUUAGGGUCAACCAAUUUGUUUUUCCCUACAUGCACGAUACCCCACGGUAGCAGACCUUGGGCUUGAAAGAUGGAGCAGAGAGGUACCUCCCGCCGCGUGGCGUUGCUGUUGCUGUUGCUUCCUUCUUCGGAAAGUUAUCGGUGGAUAUCACAACCCGUGCCGGCCCAAAACGCCGAACUUGAAGUGACCGCUCGCAACCGUUGGCAUUUUUGCUUCAACACAACCUUUUUUCUCCGGCACAUUCGGAACCUCACGGCGCCAAACCUUGGCAUUGCCCAACAGACCAUGUUUCCAGCUCCUUCCGGAUACCGUUGUUGAGGCAACUCGUUAAGUAUUCGGCGAGAUAUCGGCUAAAACGUGAACAGAAGAGCGUAAAACGCACCCGACCCUACAAAAAUCACCGCUGCGCUGCUGGCUCUUUCCCUGGCGCCAAAUCAUUUUUGAUUUUUUGCCUAUGUUGCCCAUCACAACUGCAGGCCUCACCGUCCCUGUGUACUGUGUACAACGGCGGCUAGUCUCUGGUUCGCAGACCUGGGGAGGGGGGUAUAGGUAACGUUUUUCGGUCACGUUUCGGUCACGGCACCUUUGUUCGGGGACUGCUCCUGUGCAAUCCAGCGUCACGGAGUCACGCUGGUGGGAUUCCCUCUAGUCUUCCCCCAGCCAUGACAUUCCCACAGCCAAACGUCCCUACCGAGCUCCGAGAGAGGGAGAGAGCGGUACGACCAUGUCACCCCAAUAUGCUCGGCGGAAGUAUGGAUCCGUGGAAGACCCGACCAAGUCGAGGCGCGCCGUCUCUCCGACGCCAACUGCCCGUGGUGAUGAUGCCGGUGCCGCCGAAAGAGUUUCUUUCGACUUUGAUCCGACGCGCGCUUUGCGUGGCGAGAGCCCGGACGACCAAGGGGGAGGGAAGCGAUGGUUCACCCUUACGGUCGUCGGGGUGCUAGCCGUGGGAGUCAUGAUGGCCCUCACCCACGCGGGAUAUCGGUUGCCCAAGGUCACGAGGACAACAACAGACGUCGGCAGCCAAGGCCACACUCCGAGCCUGAUCCGCGCUGACGAGGCCAAGAUCCUUCCCAGCGAAGACCUUGCGGUGGAGGACGACGAGAAGAAGCAGCAGGUGGCUCGACCGUUCCCGAUAGCCGACGUGUCUCCGCGUGCAGAGGACGAGACACGUCCUGCAGAGGACGGGCAGCUCUCCGGAGAAGAGAUCCCGCGGUUAUCAUUCGAGGCGACCAACUUCUACCAACUGCGCGACGGGAAGCCGGCCCAGGACUACCCGUGGCUCAAGGACGUCAAGCUCAUCGAGCCCCACCGCGAGACGACGUUCACGGUAUCGUCUCCACGGGACGGGUUCGACUACCGCUGGCGGGUGUUCGCCGGAAGCCCGGCGGAGGGAGAACUGUGCACCGAGGCGACAGGGCCGGAGGGUACCGUCGUCCUGACCACGCUCGAUGAGAACGCGGUUGUCCUCGAGGAGGUAGACGCGGAUGGGACGGUCGUACGGCGGCUGCAAGAGAUGGUGAUGGUCAAGUACGUUAGGAGGGAGAUCAGGACUCUCACGGACGAUGAGCGAGAGGAGCUGUUUGACGCGAUGUUCACGCUUUGGUCAGUGAGAGUGGACGGCGGCAACGGGAAGGAGCUCUACGGAGAUGAUUAUGCGGACAUUUUCGCGAUCAACCGCCUGCACUACAAGGGAGCGAGCCCUAAGCAGUGCGACCACUUCCACGACGGUCUCGGCUUCUUGACCAGCCACAUCGUCAUUACCAACACCUUUGAGGCCAGCCUACAGGCGGUGAACCCCAAGCUGACUUUGCCGUACUGGGACUUCACGAUCGAGACCUCUACCGCCGGUACUAAAGGCGAUGGAGGAUAUCAGUCCCAGACCAAGAGCGAUCUGUUCCAGGAGUCUUGGUUCGGAACUGCGGACCCUACGGAUGGCCAAGUAAAGGAUGGCCGGUGGGCCUACACCGAGAUCCCGAAGAUGAAGGUCAACGACCCUGGCGCCGUAGAGCCGGACGUGUACAGCAAGCUCCGUGCUCCGUGGAACGUCAACGACCGGCCGUACCUGACCCGCGGCAUGGGCAAGAUGUGCGACGCCAAGGUGGACGAGUGGUACCCUUGGCCCACGUGCGAGACGCACUACGACCUUGCCACCGGCUACAGCGACUUCUACUCGUGGGUCUGGUACUCCCUGUACGACCCCCACGGGCCGGUGCACAUCUGGAUCGGGGGCGUGUUGGACUGCGAGAAGACAUUCGGCGCCAUUGCCGAACUCGUGGGUCCGUCCAUCGCCGAAGACCUGGCGCUGUACUCGUUUAUCCACCGAAAGAACCUGUUCCGAGACGGAAUUUUCUCCUGCGUGGGAAGUGCCACGGUGGUACAGGCGCCGGCGGAAGUGCUAUCCAGCGGCCAGUGCGGCUGCCAGGGGUACGAUCUCACCCAAGGGGAUGACUACGAGUCCAUCUACUACAACAUGGUGGACCUCGAUGAUCUCAUUGGUGAUUUCGACGCGGACGUGAAGCGCCAGGUGGUGGCGGCGCUUUGCACGACUACUAUGAACGACGGGGAUCACUUGCAGGCGAGCUCGUCCCUAGACCCGUCCUUCUACGCUACGCACCCGACCAUGGAGCGGCUGUGGAUGUACGCCGUGCUGACGGGGCAGAUCACGGACUUCACCUGGCCGGACGACGACGUCACCAUCACCAAGCCCGACGGCACUGUCGAGGUCGAGUCGCUCAGCCUCUCCGAGGAUGCCUGCCAGGGGCACGGCGGUAGCGACGUGUUCCCCUUCGGCCUCCUGGACUCCGACACGGACGGCUUCGAGGUGAAGACGGGCGUCAAGGGCAUGGAGAACGGGAACACCCUCACCAACCGAGAGCUCCUCCAGGCCUUCGAUGCCCGUUCCAACUCGGUUUCUUACGUGUACGACACCUUCAAGUGGACCCACUGCGAGGCCGACGGUUUCGACUUCGACGAUGCCUGGAACGGGGCAGCACAGGCAAGACCCACGUCAAGCAGCCGCCGACCUUCUUUCAAGCAGGGUGCCCCACGAGCCCCGAUGUACAACAUCUUGGAGGAAAAACGGGCAGCUCGCGCGGCCAAGAAGGCUGCCAAUCUGAUCAAUUGA
Molecule: messenger RNA, 3444 nt
Organism: Ectocarpus siliculosus
Lineage: Eukaryota; Phaeophyceae; Ectocarpales; Ectocarpaceae
Source: the annotation of a GenBank genome assembly